Molecule: messenger RNA, 1450 nt
Organism: Trifolium pratense (red clover)
Lineage: Eukaryota; Viridiplantae; Streptophyta; Magnoliopsida; Fabales; Fabaceae
Product: protein IQ-DOMAIN 9
Exons: 6
Coding region: 236-1108 (290 amino acids)
Molecular function (GO): protein binding
Source: RefSeq, a predicted model, not a curated record
AAUAUAUGAAAGAAAUAAAGCUGGUACUGGGCCAUGGCAAUCCACAUUCCCUACCCACCUUUUAUUCUUUUGCUGACUAUUUCACCCUCUCUUCUUCUUUUCUUCUUCUUUACUUCUUCAUUCAUAUCAUUUUCUCACCAUCCCUUUUGCUUCUUCUCAUUUUUCAAGGAAAAAAGACCCUCCUUUGGACCUUCUCUGGGAUAAUUAAUCUGAAAGAAGUUGCUUCACAUCAAGAAUGGGUUCUGGUUUUUGGUUUAAAGCGAUAAUUAAGUUAAGGAAAUCAAAAGAUCGCACAUCAAAGAAAUCAAAGGGUACCUUAGCUCCAGAGAAGCUAAGUGCAUUGAAGUCUAAUGGUGUAGAAAAUGGUAUUCAAAAUGGAAAUCUUGUGUUAGUCGAAACUAUUGCUGCAACAAGGAUCCAGACUGCAUUCCGGGCUUAUAAGGCAAGAAAAACUCUACGGCGAUUGAAAGGUUUCACAAAACUGAAGAUUUUAACAGAAGGUUACUCUGUUCAAAAGCAAGCCAGUACAACUAUAACAUACCUUCAUUCAUGGAGCAAGAUACAGGGUGAAAUUAGAGCUCGUCGAAUCUGUAUGGUGACAGAAGACAAGAUCAGGCGGAAGAAACAAGAGUCUCAACUAAAACUUGAGGGAAAGCUCCAUGAUUUUGAGGUUGAAUGGUCUGGUGGUCCUGAAACCAUGGAGGAGACACUUGGGAGAAUACAUCAAAGAGGAGAAGCAGCAGUGAAGCGAGAAAGAGCCAUGGCUUAUGCCUUUUCUCAUCAGUGGAGGGCAAACUCUAGUCAGAGCCAAGCACUAGGUAGUUACGAGCUUGGCAAAGCUAACUGGGGUUGGAGCUGGAAGGAACGCUGGAUCGCCGCUCGUCCAUGGGAAAGCCGCGUCGCUAACAUUAGCCCGAAAAAAGUUCAAAAUAAGCUGUCAUUCAAGGUUCAAAAGGAUAAAAACACAUCAACAUCGAAAACUUCGGUUUCAGUUACACCUUCUCCCUCGAAUGCAAAAGGGACUACUCCUAAAGGAAGUACCAAAGCUAGGAGAUUGUCUUAUCCAACCACAGAGAAAGAGAAAACUGUGGUUGAAGGAGUGAAGUGAGACAUCAACAAUGGUUCCUAAGAUGAAAAACUCAUUUUUUUUUUAAAGUAUCAAGCCUUUUGUAUAAUUUGAGUUGAGGAAUGUCAAAUUGUGUUGCAAUUGGUUAGAGGCCAUAUAAAGUCAACAUAAGAUGGCACUUUAUUUAUUCAUCGGAUUGCUUCUUAUUUGUGUAUAUGAGUGUGAUUUGUUGAUUGAUUCUGUUAUUUUUAUUCACCUUUUGUCAAUCUUGUAUAUUCAAAGAAACAAAUUAAAUUGUAGAUAGAACGAUAUCUUAUUUUUGUACUUUAUAUGUUGUAAUACAAAAUACCUAAGAUGUGAUAAUGUUUAUAUUUCUCUUUAAGA